UUAAUUUAUCUCUUCAUCAAAUAGAACAAGCUAUGUCUCGUAGUUCAGAUAUUCUAUUUAUGACCGAAUAUAUAAAAAAUGUAUUAUAUUUUGCUACAGUGAGACAAGGGAAAAUUCUUAAGCACACAGCGGAUACACAUUAUUUUUCCAUAGAUGACGAAUUAAUUUAUGAAAACUAUUACUCUGACUUCGGGCCUUUAAACUUAGGAUGCGUGUUCAAAUACUGUAAAUUGUUAAACGAAAAGUUGAAAUUAUACUUAAAUAAGCAGUGUAUUGUUCAAUAUACUUCUAUAGACCCAAAGAAAAAGGCCAACGCUGCUUUUCUACUAGGAUGUUACGGUGUGUUAUAUCUGAGUUUACAACCGAAAGACGCCUUGAAGCCUUUACUGGUUCACGGACAAAGUUACAGACCAUUUCAAGAUGCUACACAAGGUGACUCAGCGUACACAAUUUCAUUACUUGAUUGUCUGCAAGGUUUUGCUAAAGCUCGAGAUUUAAGAUUAUUUAAUUUCCAAGAUUUUAACUAUGUAGAAUAUGAUAGAUUAGACAAAAUACAAGGCGGGGAUCUAAACUGGAUUUUACCUGGUAAAUUUUUAGCAUUUAUCGGACCUGUGGACUACUGUGUAUCUCUAUACCAUCCACCGGAAAUGUAUAUAGAUUAUUUCCUAGACAAUAAUGUGAAAAUUGUUAUAAGACUUAACAAAAAUCUUUAUGAUGGCAAUGUAUUCAUGAACGCAGGAAUAACACAUUAUAAUUUAUUUUUUCCGGAUGGGUCAUGUCCACCAAGACACAUAUUAUUAAAAUUUUUACAAAUUAGUGAGGAAUGUGAUGGCGCUAUUGCUGUUCAUUGCAAGGCAGGCUUGGGUCGCACUGGAUCGCUGAUUGGUUCUUAUUUAAUAAAACAUUAUCGUAUGACUGCCCACGAGGCUAUAGCAUGGAUGAGAAUAUGUAGACCUGGUUCAGUUAUUGGUCAUCAGCAGGGAUGGCUGGAGGAAUUGGAACCUUGGUUAAUUAAGCAAGGCAAUUUAUAUAGGAGACGCAAUUACCAUGAUGUCGAUAAAAUGCCAACACAUGAGUUUGGUGUUUACUCCAAUGCUGAUAAAUCUCGCAAGCAAAGACCAAUGAUGUUGACCAAAUCACCGUCCCCACCACCACCACUGCAGAGACAAGCUCGAUCAGAUAUUACUGCACCAACACGGCCUCACGCAUCCAAAGCAAGAGAAGAGAAUUUUGAAAAUGGCGUGGAAGAAGUGUUUAUCACGGCAUGCGAUUUAACAGUCCAACCUAUAGAGCCAAUGACUCACUUUAAAGGUUGUGUCCUUAAAAAUAGGAGCAUAAUAGAGGAAUGUAAUAGUCAAGGAAAUGAAAUAAAUACACCAUUGUGGAAACAAUAUCUUUGUUCUCCUGGUAAAACGAUCGAGAAACCACAGUUCGGAUGGAACGAGAGGAUGAGCACUUGGAAAAAAAUUCCUGUCAAAGGACUCGAACUGCCUGAAAACACCCAAUCCGGAUCGAAGAAGAAGAUAAACCAUGGACAAAAAAAUCCUAUAAAAGGAAUAUCACGCGACAUAAGUGAUACCGUGCCAUCACGACGUGGAAGUGAAUCGGGUGAACCUCGUGUUUUGCGACCAUCGUCAAGAGUUAAUUCCGCAAAACGACAAGAAAAAGUAUCCAAUGACAAUCGCAGUGGAUACGUUAAUGUCCCCACAUUUCAUACUAGCCAGACUCCAAUUGCAAGGACAUUAGAUGAUGCUCGGAACAUUUUAAUGCGGAGUACUUUGUAUAAUGAUCAUCGAGCAACGUUGUUAAAAGAUCAAAGAGCUGCUUUGUCCCACGAUCAAAGAAGAAGACAUUUGGAUUCUGCAAUUGUAGUCAAACCACAAUAUUCUUUUCGAGGACCAAAUGCUUUCAAUGAACGUCCAGCUCCUGGCAAUAUAACAAAGCUGUCAUCUACAACAUUCAGCACAGUUCCCAAAAGUCCAACGCAACCUCAACAACGGCGUCGCCUUGGUCGCAGCCCGAGCCCCCCUAUCAUCAGAAUGAUGAGCGAACAAUCUCGAGCUACAAAUACUACACCAGUGGAAGUUUACAAAACUCUAGAUUCAAAAACAAAUCUCAGGAAAGAGUUGUCAAGGUUAAAAUUAACAGCACCCAGAUAUGGGUCGAUCGGUGCCGCAUCCUUGGGGGCCCGGCGGGACGCUCCGCCAGACCCUCGCCAGGCCCCGUCUGUGCGAUCUGACGAACGAUCUCUGGCGACGCAGGGUGAUAUGCUGAACAGCAUUAAGUUCCAGAGAAGAUUCCGUGAAACAAUGACAACAGAGAGAUGCUGCAACAAAUUCUGUGACAAACCAAGCACGACUGUUAAAGACAAGCAGAGUCGAAACAUCAGCUCUAGACCGAGUUCUAUUGGAUCGAAGCAGGCUAUUAUUGAAGAGCAUAGACUUAACAAUACCAAGGAGAAACCUAACACUAGUAAUUCACGUGGAAUAAUCCGCCCUUCACGACCAAGUUCACCAAAGGGACGAAGAUCUCCGCAUCCGCCAUUUUAUUAAUGUUGUUUAUGUAUCUUAGA
This is a messenger RNA of Pararge aegeria (speckled wood butterfly), 2572 nucleotides long. RefSeq lists its product as uncharacterized. Lineage: Eukaryota; Metazoa; Arthropoda; Insecta; Lepidoptera; Nymphalidae. The coding region runs from base 33 to 2552 and encodes 839 amino acids. Gene Ontology annotation, molecular function: protein serine/threonine phosphatase activity; protein tyrosine/serine/threonine phosphatase activity. Gene Ontology annotation, biological process: microtubule cytoskeleton organization; positive regulation of cytokinesis; regulation of exit from mitosis. Gene Ontology annotation, cellular component: nucleolus; mitotic spindle; spindle pole. The transcript has 18 exons. The record is from RefSeq and is a predicted model, not a curated record.